This is a messenger RNA of Peromyscus californicus insignis, 1369 nucleotides long. It is a transcript of the gene Bcdin3d, whose product is annotated as BCDIN3 domain containing RNA methyltransferase. The coding region runs from base 136 to 990 and encodes 284 amino acids. Gene Ontology annotation, biological process: miRNA metabolic process; negative regulation of pre-miRNA processing. Gene Ontology annotation, cellular component: cytoplasm. The record is from RefSeq and is a predicted model, not a curated record. The transcript has 2 exons. Gene Ontology annotation, molecular function: RNA methyltransferase activity; O-methyltransferase activity. NCBI's taxonomy places the organism in Eukaryota, Metazoa, Chordata, Mammalia, Rodentia, Cricetidae.
UACGGUAACACGCACACGCUCCCCAUCGCACCCCAUCCUGCGGACCUCUCCCCUAGGCGCACGCGCGCUGGCGCUGCGCUCACCCGCCGCAGGUCCCGGGCUUCCGGUUCCGCCCGGGCCCAGGGACCGAGGCUAAUGGCGGCGGCGGCGGCGGAGUUGGCCGCAGAAGAGGCCGUGGAGACUGAGGAUCCGGGCGCUCUGCAGCCCGGAGCCGCCCCGUUCGGCAAUUUCCCUCAUUAUUCUCGCUUCCACCCUCCGGAGCAAAGGCUCUGCCUUCUGCCCCCGGAGCUUCUUCGACAGCUCUUCCCUCCCGAGGGUCGCGAGAGGAGGCCGAUCCUAGGGCUCGACGUGGGGUGUAACUCCGGGGACCUGAGUGUGGCUCUGUACAAACAUUUCCUUCCCCUGCAUGAUGGGGAGACCUGCUUAGGUGCCUCCAGAGAAUUCCGCCUCCUCUGCUGUGAUAUAGACCCAGUCCUUGUGGAGCGAGCUAAAAAAGAAUGUCCUUUUCCUGAUGCUUUGACCUUUAUCACCCUGGACAUCAUGGAUCAAAGGAACAGAAAGGUUCCCCUGAGUUCAUUCUUAAGCCAGUUUGGGCGUUCGGUUUUUGACAUUGUCUUCUGUAUGUCAGUAACCAUGUGGAUUCAUCUGAACCAUGGGGACCAUGGUCUGUGGGAGUUCCUGGCCCAUCUCUCCUCACUCUGCCAAUACCUCCUGGUGGAGCCACAGCCCUGGAAAUGUUACCGGGCAGCUGCAAGGCGCCUCCGAAAGCUGGGACUCCAUCAUUUUGAUCAUUUCCGCUCCCUCACCAUCCGAGGCGAUAUGGCCAGCCAGAUCGUGCGGAUCCUGACGCAGGACCAUGCGAUGGAAUUCGUGCACUGCUUCGGCAAUACCAGUUGGGACCGAAGCCUUCUGCUGUUCAGAGCAAAGCACACCAUGGAGACUCAUCCAACCCCUGAGUCACCGACAGAGAGACAGAAAGGAACAGAUUAGGGUACUGGGGACAGUAGAAGGACACCGCAGGAAGACAGAAAAGACACUGAAGCUUUCAUACUGAGAACUGUGUUCGCAUCCUGGAGCGAUCCGGCAGCCUCCAGACCUGGCAGGGGCUUUUGGCAAAGUGUGGAAGCAAGCAACUGAAAAAGAAUUGGUGUCUGUGUUCCCUAUUGUUUGGAUAGGCCCCGAGGGGAAUGAAUUCAUAGAGCAGUGAGCUAGGCAGUCUGGGUAGAGAUUGUGGUCCUGGGAAAUGAAACUGCUUUUGGAAGUUGUUUUUGUUUGCUGGGGAUCAAACUCAGGGUCUUUAAUGUGCUAGGCAAACUACAUCUCCGGCUCUAAGGGGUUAUUUAUAAAAAAUAAGACCAGUUUAAUCUUA